AUCACAUGGUCUCCAUCGGCCCUGUGAAGUGGGUCGGUCAGAGCCCAAGGGCCUGAUGGCUUCUCAGCCUGGGAGUUUUGAUGGGUGGGGGCGGGUUGGGCCCAAGACUUAAGCAAUUACAGAAUCCAUGAUGGCAGAGAUUUGAGGGACCACCAGGAGGGACCGGGGAGAGCCAGGGUCCGGGGAGAGCCUGAGGCUGUCCCUCAGAAUCCUUUACCCUUUUCGCAGGAGCAGUGUCCGGGGCCUCUCCUCACUCUAGGAGGGGGCAGCGGAGGGCAAUAGCCGGGCCGCGCCCUCGGAAGCGGGGCCAGGCAGCCGGCUGCCCAGCCAGGUCCCGCUCCGCCCCUUGGGGCUCUCCUUGGGGAAGUGGCUCGGAGGCCUCCAACGCAUUCCGGCUGCGGAGUGGGUAGCUGCCCAGCCUCCCGCUGUACCGAAUUCCGGCCCUGCAGCCGGCGUCCGCAGCUCCCAGGGUGGCUGGAGCAGGGGGCGCCGCGCUGGCCCCGCCCCGGCCCGCAGAGAAAGGGGGAUCGCCCUUCCAGUGGGAGGGGUCGCAGCCCGCGCUCCCCCUCCCCACCCUUCCAGCCCGGGUUAAAUGCGGCCGCCGCCUCCGCUCGCUCCAGCUGCCUGGCAGUCCCCAUCUCCGGCGCGCAGCCUGCGCCGUUACCUGCUCCAACUGCCUGGGAGGCUCCGCCCGUCGGCUCCGCUCUGCGGCCGCGCCUCCGAGUUGUCCGGCAGGCUCAGGUUCUGACACCUCUGUUCCCCAAGCGCCAUGAGGGUCCUUCCAUGCUCACCACUGCCCAUGUUGCUGCUCCUUCUCCAGCCCUGGGAAACCCAGCUCCAGUUCGCAGGUCCCAGGUGCCGUACUGGGCCCCUGGAUUUGGUGUUCGUGAUUGACAGCUCGCGCAGCGUGCGCCCCUUCGAGUUCGAGACAAUGCGGCAGUUCCUGGUGGGCCUGCUCCGCGGCCUGGACUUGGGGCCCAACGCGACACGCGUCGGCGUAAUCCAGUAUUCCAGCCAAGUGCAGAGCGUCUUCCCGCUCGGCGCCUUCUCGCGCCGCGAGGAUAUGGAGCGCGCCAUCCGAGCUCUGGUGCCGCUGGCGCAGGGCACCAUGACGGGGCUGGCGAUCCAGUACGCCAUGAAUGUGGCCUUCAGCGUGGCCGAGGGCGCGCGCCCUCCAGAGGCGCGCGUGCCGCGUGUCGCUGUCAUCGUGACUGACGGGCGGCCCCAGGAUCGCGUGGCCGAGGUGGCGGCGCAGGCGCGCGCCCGCGGCAUUGAAAUCUAUGCCGUGGGGGUGCAGCGCGCCGACGUGGGCUCCCUGCGCGCCAUGGCGUCCCCCCCGCUGGACGAGCACGUCUUUCUAGUUGAGUCCUUUGACCUUAUCCAGGAGUUUGGCCUGCAGUUCCAGGGCCGGCUGUGUGGAAAAGACCUGUGUGCUGAGGGGGGACACGGCUGCCAGCACCAAUGUGUCAGCUCCCCAGGCACAUUCCACUGCGCCUGCAACACGGGCUACCAGCUUGCAGCAGAUAACAAGAGCUGUUUGGCCAUUGACCAUUGCAGCUUUGGGAACCACAGUUGCCAACAUGAGUGUGUUAACACCCUUGGUGGGCCACGGUGCCAUUGCAGAGAGGGCCAUGACUUGCUGCCUGAUGGAAGGAGCUGUCAGGUCCGGGACCUUUGCAAUGGUGUAGACCAUGGAUGCGAGUUCCAGUGUGAAGGACUUUACACAUGGUGUCUAUGCGUAGAUGGCUGGUGCCAGCCACGGUUCUGGUCUCUCCAUCGGAGUCCUUCUCUUCACUGUAUAGGAUGCAGGGAAGGCCACGUGGACCUAGUUCUGCUCGUCGAUGGCUCCAAGAGCGUGCGCCCGCAGAAUUUCGAGCUGGUGAAGCGCUUUGUGAACCAGAUCGUGGACUUCCUGGACGUGUCUCCUGAGGGCACGCGAAUAGGGCUGGUGCAAUUCUCGAGCCGGGUACGCACCGAGUUCCCGCUGGGCCGCUAUGGCACUGCCGCGGAGGUGAAGCAGGCUGUCCUGGCCAUAGAGUACAUGGAGCGUGGUACCAUGACUGGGCUGGCACUGCGCCACAUGGUGGAACACAGCUUCUCCGAGGCGCAAGGCGCGCGGCCCCGUGUCCUCAACGUGCCUCGCGUGGGCCUGGUCUUCACCGACGGCCGCUCCCAGGAUGACAUCUCAGUAUGGGCGGCGCGGGCCAAGGAGGAAGGCAUUGUCAUGUACGCCGUGGGCGUGGGCAAGGCCGUGGAGGAGGAGCUGCGUGAGAUCGCCUCGGAACCCGCGGAGCUGCAUGUGUCCUACUCCCCCGACUUCAACACCAUGACACACCUGCUGGAGAACCUCAAAGGCAGCAUCUGCCCGGAGGAGGGCAUCAGCGCGGGGACAGAGCUUCGGAGUCCCUGCGAAUGCGAAAGCCUGGUGGAGUUCCAGGGCCGAACGCUGGGGGCGCUCGAGAGUCUGACUCAGAACCUCGCCCAGCUGAUGGCGCGCUUGGAGGAUCUGGAGAAUCAGCUGGCCACUCAUAAGUGAGGACCACCGUGGCGACUCGGACAGAGACGCAGACCCGCGGACUGUGCCCCCUUGUGCGCCGUUGGGAGCCGGGGGCGGGCUGAGCCUGGGCCCCUUCGGCUCCGGCUGUUGGGGACCAGGCGCUGGCGGGCUCCCAGCGCUGUGCUCGAGCUGGCCUCGCCUGGACCACAAGCCGGACUGCGGGGGACAGAGGGGACGUGUGCCAGGUCCGCACGCCCUUGCCGCGUGCUGCGCUCAGAUCUUUCUUGGAUUUCUUUUUUUGUUUUCUUUUUCUUAAAAAAAAAAAAAAAUCUGGUU
This is a messenger RNA of Hipposideros armiger (great roundleaf bat), 2833 nucleotides long. RefSeq names its product matrilin 4 (gene MATN4). The coding region runs from base 770 to 2536 and encodes 588 amino acids. Gene Ontology annotation, molecular function: calcium ion binding. The record is from RefSeq and is a predicted model, not a curated record. The transcript is spliced from 11 exons. Lineage: Eukaryota; Metazoa; Chordata; Mammalia; Chiroptera; Hipposideridae.